AUGUCCCCUCUUCCUUCCCGUCGCCCUUGCGUUAUCCCUUCCUCCCCUCGCCUUCAAUGUCCCCCCUUUCCUUCCCGUCGCCCUCACUAUCUCCCUUCCCUCACGUUGCAUUUUCCUUCCCGUCGCCCUCGCGAUAUCCCUUCCCCCUCCCCCCCCUUCGUCGCCUUUCUUCUCUCCCCGCCCAUUACACACCUCGUCGCCUACGCUCUUUCUCUGAAACACCCUCCCCGCGCCCUUUGUCCCCCCCCUGCCAUCACUUUUCUCGUCGCCUUCGCGCUCUCCCUCCCGUCGCCCUUCAUCGCGCUCACGUUCCUCCCUCCCCUCGCAAUCACGCUCACGUGCACCUGUCUUCGCAUCGCCUCCGCGCUCAAGGUCUCCCCUCCCAUCGCACUCGCUAUCUCCUCCCCUUUUCUCGUCGCGCUCGCUAUCUCCCCCCCUCUCCCCGUCGCGCUCGCUAUCUCCCCCCCUUUUCUCGUCGCGCUCGCUAUCUCCCCCCCUCUCCACGUCGCGCUCGCUAUCUCUCUCGCGAACUCGUAUCGAUCCCCCAUUUCCAUCCCCCCUCCCUUCUCAUCGCCCACACGAUCUCACUUCCCAUUCCCUCACGAUCUCACUUCCCAUUCCCUCACGAUCUCUCUCAUGGAAGACGAGGCUUCCCUUCCCUUCGUGAUCGUCAGCUCUCAUCCCCUUCCUGUCGCCUCACUUUCUCCCAUCCCCUUCCGUCGCCCUCACCUUCUCCCGUACCUUCCCGUCUUCCUGUCUCUCGCUGCCCUUUCCUUCAGCGCAGCAGUGAAGGGCGCUGGUUUUAUCUCCCUCAGUCGUUUGGCAGCAGCACCUUCCGCCGUCCCUCCCCGCGGCCUUGGGGUUACCGCGCUCUUCGGCUUCAACAAAGCCGCCGCCCCCGCUAAGAACGCUCCCGUUAAGAAGCAAUCACGCACCGAAGACGGUAUCUUUGGCACAUCCGGAGGCUUCGGCUUCACAAAAGCUAACGAGCUCUUCGUGGGGCGCGUGGCGAUGCUCGGAUUCGCCGCGUCGCUGCUCGGCGAAGCGGUAACCGGGCAGGGAAUCCUUUCGCAACUCAACCUCGAAACCGGAAUCCCCAUCACGGAGGCCGAGCCGCUGCUCCUAUUCUUCAUCGCAUUCACCGUGCUCGGCGCGAUUGGCGGUCUGGGCGACCGCGGGCGCUUCGUGGACGACGAGGCGCCUGCGGGUCCGCCGGUGAAGCCGGGGAGUUUCAAGGCGGCGCUAGGGUUGAGCGAGGACGGGCCGCUGUUCGGGUUUACUAAGGCGAAUGAGCUAUUCGUAGGGCGCAUGGCGCAACUAGGGUUUGCGGCGAGCUUGGUGGGUGAGGUGAUUACCGGGAGAGGCGCGCUGGCGCAGCUAAAUAUCGAGACUGGUUUGCCUGUUUGGGAGGUGGAGCCGCUGCUUCUCGCCAGUAUCGCGUUCUUCUUUAUCGCGGCUAUCAACCCCGGUACAGGGAAGUUCAUUAAUGACGACGAGUAG
This is a messenger RNA of Closterium sp. Naga37s-1, 1500 nucleotides long. The record is from the annotation of a GenBank genome assembly. Lineage: Eukaryota; Viridiplantae; Streptophyta; Zygnematophyceae; Desmidiales; Closteriaceae.